AUGAGCAAAGAGAAAGUUACCCUUCUCCUUUGUUGUAAUGCACUUGGUGAAAAGUUAAAACCUCUAUUAAUUGGAAAAUUCAAAUCUCCUAGGUGUUUAAAAAAUUUUAACGCUGAGGAUCACGGAGUACUAUAUGCUGCAUCAAAAAAUUCGUGGAUGACUAGUGAUAUUUUUGGGAAAUGGUUAUGGAAAGUAAAUCAAGAUAUGAUCAAUGAAAAGAGAAAAAUUGUCUUAAUACUGGAUAAUGCGAGCUGUCACAGAAAUACAGAAUAUUCCAAUGUUUAUUUACUUUUUCUUCCCAAAAAUACGACCGCUUUAAUUCAACCCCUAGAUAUGGGAAUAAUAAAAUCCUUCAAGUCCCUCUAUUUCAAUAAACUGAUUGAUUUUACUCUUAUAUUUGAAAAAGAACAGCUUUCUGAUUUGAAUUUGAAUAAUGUCAAUCUUAGACAAGUCAUUACAGUUGUCGGGGAGGCAUGGAAAAUGAUGUCAGAGACAACGAUAAUUAAUUGCUGGCAGAAAAUAAAUGAAAACAGAUCAAAAAUUUCGGAUAAUGUACAGUUGGACGAAGAAUUAAUAGAUGACGUGAUUUCAGAUGUUAUUUCAAUGGAUUCGACAGAUAUUAUUGAGGACAAAAUUACUUAUGAUGGAUAUGAAUCUAAAAAAUCAUCAAUUAAAGAAAUCAUAAACAUCGUGAAUUCUCUAGAAGAUAAUAUUUUCAGUACAUGUCCACAAUUUUUGAAAAUCUACUACGAAUUUAGAAAAAACCUAUCAGGAGAACUGAAAAAAAACCAAUUCGGUGAGAAAAUUACUGAUUACUUUUAA
This is a messenger RNA of Octopus sinensis (East Asian common octopus), 822 nucleotides long. RefSeq names its product tigger transposable element-derived protein 6-like. NCBI's taxonomy places the organism in Eukaryota, Metazoa, Mollusca, Cephalopoda, Octopoda, Octopodidae. The record is from RefSeq and is a predicted model, not a curated record. Gene Ontology annotation, molecular function: DNA binding. Gene Ontology annotation, cellular component: nucleus. The transcript has a single exon. The coding region runs from base 1 to 822 and encodes 273 amino acids.